Tripterygium wilfordii is the source of this 3106-nucleotide messenger RNA. RefSeq names its product pentatricopeptide repeat-containing protein At2g17525, mitochondrial. Gene Ontology annotation, molecular function: protein binding. The coding region runs from base 116 to 2008 and encodes 630 amino acids. Lineage: Eukaryota; Viridiplantae; Streptophyta; Magnoliopsida; Celastrales; Celastraceae. The transcript has a single exon. The record is from RefSeq and is a predicted model, not a curated record.
CUCUGGCCCAACCGAAGAAAAUGCGAAACGAGGAAGAAGACGAAAGUCUGCCAGAGUUUCCAACAUUUUCUUGAUAUUGGAAGUGGAAGGAAAGCUACUUGUAAAGCACCAGUCGAUGCCCAGAAUCUUGUUCCCUUCUAAGGUUGCAAUCCUCUCCAAGUUGCCUCUCGUAUUUCAAUCAAAACCCAUCUCAUCUUCCUCAUUGGGAACAUCUCUUUCAGCUCCAACACACGAGCACAUAGCCCAUCUCAUUUUAGAACAGAAAACACCAUCCCAAGCCCUCCACACCUUCAGAUGGGCAUCAACCCUCCCCAACUUUACCCACUCCCACUCCACUUACCGGGCUCUAAUUCACAGGCUAUGCUCCUUUCGCCGUUUCGAGACUGUUCAGCAGCUGCUUGACGAAAUGCCACACUCGAUCAACUCACCCCCAGAUGAAGACAUUUUCGUCACUCUCAUCCGAGGACUUGGCCGGGCUGGAAGGAUCCGGCUAGUGGUAAACGUACCUGAUUUAUUUCGUAAGUUCAAUCAAGCCCCGUCUUUGAAGAUGUUCAAUUCUAUACUCGACGUUCUUGUUAAGGAAGAUAUUAAUUUGGCUAGGGAGUUUUAUCAAAAGAAAAUGAUGCGGAGUGGUGUUCAGGGUGAUGAUUACACUUUCGGGAUUUUGAUGAAAGGUCUAUGCUUCACAAACAGGAUUGGUGAUGGUUUUAAGCUCUUGCAGGUUAUGAAAUCCAGGGGCUUAAGGCCUAAUACGGUAAUUUAUAACACGUUGAUUCAUGCACUUUGCAAGAAUGGGAAAGUAGGGAGGGCAAGGAGCUUGAUGAAUGAAGUGGAGGAGCCUAAUGAUGUUACUUUUAACAUUUUAGUAUCUGGGUAUUGUAGAGAACAGGAUCUAGUUCAAGCUCUUGUGUUGAUGGAGAAGAGCUUCAGUCUGGGGUUUGUGCCUGAUGUAGUCACUGUUACUAAGGUGGUGGAGCUUCUCUGCAAUGUAGGCCGUGUGAUGGAGGCUGUCGAGAUCUUAGAGAGAAUGGAGAGCAAGGGGGGUGUAGUUGAUGUUGUUGCAUAUAAUACAUUAAUAAAGGGCUUGUGCAGAACAGGGAAAGUAAAAGCUGGGCAUGGCUUUUUGAAAGUGAUGGAGAGCAAAGGCUGCCUACCAACUGUGGAUACAUACAAUAUGUUGAUCUCGGGUUUCUGUGAAUCUGGGAUGUUAAAUUUGGCUCUUGAUCUGUUUAAUGAGAUGAAAACAGAUGGGAUUAUUUGGAACUUUGAUACAUGUGAUAUGCUAAUCAGAGGAUUGUGUUCAGAAGGGAGAAUGGAGGAUGGGUUUAAAAUAUUAGAACUCAUGGAGGAGACCAAAGCUGGUUCGAGAGGUCAUAGCAGUCCAUAUAACAGUGUUCUGUAUGGUUUUUAUAAGAACAAUGAUCGGGAUCAGGCAGUGGAGUUUCUAAAAAAGAUGGGGAAACUGUUUCCUAAAGCGGUUGAUAGGAGCUUGCAGAUAUUAAGUUUUUGUGAGAAAGGCUGUAUUGAGGAUGCAAAGAGAGUAUAUGAUCAGAUGACUGAAGAGGGGCAAAUUCCAAGUGUUAUUGUUUAUGAUUCCUUGAUCCUCGGAUUUUGCCUAGAAGGUUGUGUACGGGAAGCAUUUGAGCUGAUGAACAAGAUGGUUGAUAUUGGUAAGUUUCCAGUGGCAUCAACAGUCAAUGCUAUCAUUAGUGGGUUUUUGAGGCAAGGGAAACUCAGCAGUGCACUGAAGCUUUUGGAGGACAUGGUUGGGCGAGGUUGCUUACCCAGCAUAGAAAGUUACCGUCCUUUGGUUGAAGCUCUUUGUGGUAAGGGGGACUUUCAAAGAGCAUUAGGGCUUUUCCUGCAAAUGGUAGGGAAGGGCACAAUCCCCGACAAUUUGAUGUGGAAUUCAUUGCUGCUUUGCCUUUGUCAAGAAACUAAAAGGCUACAAACCAAGAAUAUGUUUAGUGUCAAUAAUAACCUUCUGCAGUCUAUAAUAGAGACUUAAAUUGGUUGCUAGGCGCCUUUGCCUCUUAUUGAAAAUAAUUGUUUUCCUGAUGUUCCAGUGGCAGUGUAAACACCAGAUUGUUGGUAAAGUCAAGGAGCCACAGUUUUGUGGUAAAGAAGCUGUGACUCCUGCAGGUUGUUGGUCAAGUGCUGCAUUCCAAAUGCUCAGAUUGAGUGUUGUUCGGGGUUUUCAUCAAAAUGGAGACCGAGAACAAGGAUGAUUACAGAUGUGAUUCCAACAUCCAAUCUCUGGUUUGCUAGUGACUUUGAAGUCGCUAUUUAUGAUUGAGUUGCCAUCACUAUGUUUCAUUUCACGGUGAUCCUGGCUGUCAGCUGUCUGCCCCAAACAAAUUCUCUACUAGUUAAAAGCCAAAGUCACCAUCCAUCCUCAUUCCUCAUUAGCUUUCUUUCAAAGAACAAAACCACGGCAAUAGCAAAUAUGUUGUUUGACAAAUAAGCAAGCACACUUUCAAAGAGUCUCCCAGCCUUCCCAAGGGAAGACACCCCACUGUUAAUAAAUGCACUAGUGCACUACUCCUCUCCUCCCAGUCCACGACCUUUGUAAUGUCUUCCUGGCCAUAGUUUGGGCAGGCGUCCUUGGCCUCUCUCUUACACCUUCCAGAAACAGGAUGGCUCAUGGCUCUCUCGUGCUUGUCUGUUGCACUCCUCUCCUACCAUUGCAUGAUGCUCUUGGUCCACGCUCGCUGGAAGCUUGACUCCAAGCUUGCCUCUAUUGCCUCCUUUGGUGAGCUUGGCUGUGCUGUCUGGUCCCAUAGGCACUUUUCCGUGGAUGCCGUGAUCAUCUUAGCUCAAGCCGGCUUCUGUGUAAGCUGCCUUAUAUUCAACUCCAACACCUUGGCUUAUAUUUUUAACUACACUUGCAAAGAAAUGUCCUGUUUUGGGUUUAAGUCCCAAGUCUUUGAAUCUAUGGGCGUGUUUCCCAAUUCAGCUGGGUUUGAAUUCAAUUUGCAAGCUUGACCCAUUUGGCUCAUUUGAGUAUAUUUGCAGAUGUAUUGGAUCUUGGAGCCAUGGGAGUUGUAAUAGUGGAGGAUGUGUUUAAUGUUUUCAAAGCAUAAGCCUGUUAUGGAAUCAUUUGGUA